GUGAGCGCAGAAGAGGAUAAAAAGGGUUCUGCAGCCCUGGCCUCAGUAUUUUGGCGACACUUUUCCUGGGGCUUCUUGUAAAACUUCUAAAGACAGAUGAAGGGAGCGUCAUUUACUCCUUGCUAUUAAGGGAAAUGUUGUGGAAUAUAAGCGGAUUUAGGUACUACAAAUCUUGGGCAUGGCCUUUCUGUCCUCCCACCUUCUAGUUCACGGUGAUCUAUCCCCAGGCUAGCAAUAGCCGGUGCAUCCCGUAAACCUAUUCCGGUGUCCUCUGUCAUUAGCACCCACAGAGACCCCCUGCAAGGUGUUUCUCCGCCACCUUCGGCUGGGGGGUGCUCGGAUAAACUUUGCCUUCCUCCCUAGCGGGAAAAGCUCCCUUCCACUUCCGCUCGCCGGCCCCGCCUCCCGUCCCUCCCCCUCCACCCCCCCAAGCUGGGUCCUAGCGCCUGCCGCGCCCUGGCUGUGUCCCGGGCUCCGUCGGUGAGAGGAGCUGUCGUUGACGCCACAGAGCCAGCCCCAGUCUGUUCAGGGACUUCUACAGGAAUGAGAGGAGACCAAGGUGUAACCUGAGCUCAGGGUUCUGGUCAUCGUGGGGCUGGCCCAGGUAGCAGAUAAGCCUGGGAGGGCCCAACUACUCAAGGCGAAUUAAACACCUGGAUUCAAGUCUCAGCUGCACGAGUUACUAGAGAAGCCCCGCCCAUCCAGGCCAUGGAGGUAGAGUCAUCGGAGGAGAGGUCCCCAGCCCCUGGCUACAAGCGCUCUGGCCGUCGCUAUAAGUGCCUGUCCUGUACCAAGACGUUUCCAAAUGCACCCCGGGCAGCACGCCAUGCUGCCACACAUGGGCCUGCAGACUGCACAGAGGAGGUGGCCGAGGCAAAGCUGAAGCCAGAGACAGACCCCAAAGCGGAGGAUGCCAGCGGGGACAAGGUGUCAGGUGCAGCGGCGAAGCCUCGGCCGUAUGCGUGCCCGCUGUGCCCCAAGGCCUACAAAACGGCACCAGAGCUGCGCAGUCACGGGCGCAGCCACACGGGCGAGAAGCCCUUCCCUUGCCCCGAGUGCGGUCGCCGCUUCAUGCAGCCCGUGUGCCUGCGCGUGCACCUGGCCUCGCACGCCGGCGAGUUGCCCUUCCGCUGCGCGCACUGCCCCAAGGCUUAUGGCGCGCUCUCCAAGCUCAAGAUCCACCAGCGCGGUCACACCGGCGAGAGGCCCUACGCCUGCGCCGACUGUGGCAAGAGCUUCGCUGACCCCUCGGUGUUCCGCAAGCACCGGCGCACGCAUGCAGGCCUGCGGCCCUACAGCUGCGAGCGCUGCGGCAAGGCCUAUGCUGAACUCAAGGACCUCCGUAACCACGAGCGGUCCCACACUGGCGAGCGCCCCUUCCUCUGCUCAGAGUGCGGGAAGAGCUUCUCCCGCUCGUCCUCGCUCACGUGCCACCAGCGCAUCCAUGCGGCGCAAAAGCCCUACCGCUGCCCGGCCUGUGGCAAGGGCUUCACGCAGCUCAGCUCCUACCAGAGCCACGAGCGCACGCACUCUGGCGAGAAGCCCUUCCUCUGCCCCCGCUGCGGCCGCAUGUUCUCCGACCCCUCGAGCUUCCGGCGCCACCAGCGGGCACACGAGGGUGUGAAGCCCUACCGCUGCGAGAAGUGUGGCAAGGACUUCCGGCAGCCGGCCGACCUGGCCAUGCAUCGGCGGGUGCACACAGGCGACCGGCCGUUCAAGUGCCUGCAGUGUGACAAGACCUUCGUCGCGUCCUGGGACCUCAAGCGGCACGCGCUGGUGCACUCCGGCCAGCGGCCCUUCCGCUGCGAGGAGUGCGGCCGAGCCUUCGCCGAGCGGGCCAGCCUCACUAAGCACAGCCGGGUGCACUCGGGUGAGCGCCCCUUCCACUGCAACGCGUGCGGAAAGUCCUUCGUGGUCUCGUCAAGCCUGAGGAAGCACGAGCGGACCCAUCGCAGUAGCGAGGCCGCAGGGCCUCCCCCGCAGCAGGAGCUGGUGGUGGGGCUGGCGCUGCCGGUCAGCGUGGCAGGCGAGGGCUCAGCAGCCCCGGCAGCAGGGGCUGGGCUCGGGGACCCUGCAGCAGGGCUGCUGGGGCUGCCUCCGGAAUCGGGUGGUGUGAUGGCCACCCAGUGGCAAGUGGUGGGCAUGACGGUGGAGCACGUGGAGUGCCAAGAUGCUGGGGUUGGGGAGGCUCCUGGUCCCUUGGGGGGGGCAGGCGAAGUGGGGGGUGAGGAGGUGGACGAGAAACCACCACAGUUUGUAUGCCGGGAGUGCAAGGAGAUGUUCUCCACGCUGACGUUGCUGCGACGGCACGAGCGCUCGCACCCAGAGCUCCGGCCCUUCCCCUGCACCCAGUGCGGCAAGAGCUUCUCAGACCGGGCUGGGCUGCGCAAGCACAGCCGCACCCACAGCUCUGUGCGCCCCUACACCUGCCCGCACUGCCCCAAGGCCUUCUUGAGUGCCAGCGACCUGCGCAAGCACGAACGUACCCACCCUGUGCCCAUCGGGACCCCCACGCCCCUCGAGCCCCUCGUGGCUUUGCUAGGAAUGCCUGAAGAGGGGCCAGCCUGAGUCCCAGGCCCCCUCUGCCACACUCCUGGGAGCUCCGCCCCUACAGGGUGCUUCCUGAACCUCCCUUUGCCUCAGCUCACUCUUAGACUCCAGAUCCAUCCCUUCAUCCCAGGCAGCUAGCUCACCUUCCUGACAAAGAGCUGGGGACAGUGGAGGCUGGCAGCAGCCUCUGAGAGACAUGGCUCCCUCCGAGCACCACUCAUUAAAGCAUUCGCUUUGACACUGGGUUGUCUUCUGUGUUCUGGUCGGGGGUAAGUAAUGGGAAUUUGGGCAUCAGAUAAGGUUCAGUGGAGAUCCCUGGAUUGACAAAUUAGAAACUAGAAGGGUCUUUGGGUGCACUGUUUUCUCUACGUUUCAGAAUGUCUUGUGACAAAGGGUUCCACGGUCAAGUAAGUACAGGAAAUUCCUGUACCCUUAUUGGGGAUUCUUGGUGAUCAAAGUAUGUUAAAGUCAUCGAUAAGUCCUGCAAUGAACAAAUCUAUUUUGCUUUGUUUAGCCCACACUUACUUGACCUGUUACUGAGUAGCUCUACUUCUGUCUUUUUGCAGAUAAUAAACUGAGGCCCAAAGUUAGUAUAUUUCCCACAAAUUGCAAUAACAAAUUAGAAAAUACACUUGGGGUCCCAUUCACAAUAACAACAAAACCCAUAAACUACAAAGGAGUAAAUCUCACAAAAAACAUGCAAACCCUGUAUGAAGAAAAUAGUAUCUUUGUCCUGAAGGAUAUAAGACCUAAUUAAAUGGAGAUAUACCAUGUACCUGAGUGGAAAGUUAUUAUUAAAAGAUGUUGAUUCUCCAGUUUAAUCCUUAAGUUCAUUGCCAUCCAAAAGAAUUUUUUAACAAAACUUGAAAAUCCUAAAUUCCUGUGCAAUAUAUAUAUGUAAAAACAGUGGAGGGGACUUCCCUGGUGGUCCAAUGGUUAAGACUCCGUGCUCUCAAUGCAGGGGGCCCAGGUUCGAUCCCUGGUCAGGGAACUAGAUCCCAUAUGCCGCAGCUAAGAGCCCGCAUGCCACAACGAAGAGCCUGCAUGCCGCAGCUAAGACCCAGCACAGCCAAAUACAUAAAUUAAUAAAUAUUUUUAAAAAACCAACAACAGUGAAGCUGUCAGGACUUCCCUGGCGGUCCAGUGGUUAAAACUCCGUGCUUCCACUGCAGGGGGCAAGGGUUCGAUCCUUGGUCAGGGAACUAAGAUCCUGCAUGCUGUGUUGCUCAAAACAAAAACAAAAAAACAGUGGAAAUGAUGUAUUUGACACGCUAGAUAAUCAAACACCAAAGCACUGGAAUAAAAACAGGAGAUUACUGACAUAAGAAUAAAUUAAUAGAGUGGGGGAGAGGGUUCAAAAGCAGCCCUAUUUCUGGGAAUGUAGUUUAUGAUAAAUAUGAUUAUUCAAAUCGGGAGAAAUGUAGGCUGUUAAAUAAUUUGAUAGUUAUAGCUGUACUCUGGAAGGCUACAUAACUUUUAAAGUAAUUUUGCAAAGAACCAAAAAUGGAAAAACAAAAACGAGGCGCCACAUUUAGUGUAAACUGGGAAGAUGAUUUGAUGUUUAUCAAAAGUUAAAUACUUCAUGAUGUAUGUAAUCAUUAUGCUGUACGCCUUAAACAUACAGUACUGUAUGUCACGUCUCAAAACUGGAAGAGGGGAAAAAAGCAAACAAACACAUUUUUUUAAAAAAGGUUAAAUGCAUAUACUCUCAGCAAGUACACCUCAAAGAAUUUACAUCACAGAUUUCCUUUUCCAGUUCUGUGGCAAAACUGAAGAUGAAAGAUUCUUUGGUGCAGCAAAAUUUGUGAUAACUGGGAACACCCUAUAUGUCCAUUAGCAAAGGACUAACUAUAUAAGGCCUCUGUAAGAUAUAUUAUGCAACAGUUUUUUUAAAAAUGAGCCUUAUCAGUAGUGGGAAGCAGCCGCACAGCACAGGGAGAUCAGCUCGGUGCUUUGUUACCAACUAGAGGGGUGGGAUAGGGAGGGUGGGAGGGAGACACAAGAGGGAGGAAAUAUGGGGAUAUAUGUAUAUGUAUAGCUGAUUCACUUUUUUAUAAGGCAGAAACAAACACACCACUGUAAACCAAUAAAGAUGUUUAAAAAAAAAAGCCAAGAGAAAGAAAAACACAAAGCUCAAAAAAAAAAAAAAAAAUGAGGCUUAUCAGGACUUCCCUGGCGGCGCAGUUGUUAAGAAUCCACCUGCCAAUGCAGGGGACACGGGUUUGAGCCCUGGUCUGGGAAGAUACCACAUGCGACAGAGCAACUAAGCCUAUGCGCCACAACUACUGAGCCCAUGUGCCACAACUACUGAAGCCCGCGUGCCUAGAGCCAGUGCUCCGCAACAAGAGAAGCCACCGCAAUGAGAAGCUCACGCACCGCAGCAAAGAGUAGCCCCUGCUCGCCGCAACUAAAGAAAGCCCACAGGCAGCAAUGAAGACCCAACACACACAAAAAUAAGUAAAUAAAAUUUUUUUAAAUGUUUAAAAAAAUGAGGCUUAUUAAUCUAUGUUGUUGAGCAAUAUUCAAAAAAUAUGUCAAGUGUAAAAUAGUGAAGUACAAAGCAGUGUGGUUAGUAUGCUCCCAUUUGGGCCGAAUUACACAUAAGUGCUCAAAUUCCUAUAGAAUAUUUCUAGAAAGAUAAUCAAGAACUGAUUCUGGACUAUAAAUUCUAACCACCGGGGCCUUCUGCAUUUAUAAGCCAAAACAAAGCCAAAGGUCAGAGUGAACCAGAUCCUUCUUUCUAUGCUGUUAUCUGUAGACUUGGGGGCCACCAAGUUGGCAGCCUUAGGAAGUGCCCGGUGUGCCACUGCCAGUCAUGGGGACUAGGCAGCAGCUGGCUGUAGCCCAGGACUGGUACACCAGGUAGCACCUGGAGCAGAAGUACUAGGUAUCCCCUUGGUGUCAGGGGCCUCACUCAGUGUUGUCAUGCCCAGGCCCUCAUUCCUGUUCUCCACAGCAGAACAAGGGGGCCACAUGGCAACAGCAGGGAUCAGUGUCAUGGCUGCAGAAAGAGGGCACCAGUUUGACCAAGGACACUCACUGCCCAGAACCAUAUCCAGAGCAGGAAAGAAACAGACACCGGACUGAGGGAUUGAAAGCAGGGGAACUUUUGUUUACUACUGACUUGAGUUUUGGCCUUGAGCAAGAUGAUUUAUCUUGGGGUUUGGGGAGGCACCUUUUAAAAAUAGGUGUAAAGAUACCAUAUACACUAAUCAACAGAUAUCCCUGGGUAUCUAUCUACAGUGAAGGAUGAAGUGGGUCCCCUGGAUGUUCAGAACAGAUCCACAACUCCUGCUCCCUUUCUGGGCCCAGACAACACACCCAUCCCUUGGUCCCUCUUCUCUGACACCCCCAGUAUCCCAUACCCUAGUUCCUGCUCCCUGAGGACACAGUCUGACUUUCAAAAAAUUAACAGCAUUAUUAAAAUAUAAUUCAUAUACCAUACAAUUAACCUGUCUGAAGUGUACAAUUCAGUGUUUUUUUGGUAUAUUCACAGGGUUAUGCGACCAUCACAGUCUGAUUUUAGAAUAUUCUCAUACCCUCAAAAGAAACUCCAUACCCAUUAGCUGUCACUUCCUAUUGAUCCAAGCCCCUCCCCCCACCAACCCUUUUCCCUCAGCCCUCAUCAAUGGCUAAUCUACUUUCAGUCUCUAUAGGUUUGCCUAUUGUGGACAUUUCAUGUAAAUGGAGUCAUACAAUAUGUGGUCUUUUGUGACGGAUUUUUUACUUGGCAUAAUGUUCUCAAGGCUCAUCCAUGUUGUAGUUUGAUCAAUUCUUCAUUCUUUUUUAUUGUCAAAUAAUAUUCCAUUGUAUGGCUAUGCUACCUUUAUUUAUCCUUUCAUCAGCUGAUGGACAUUUGGGUCUCCAUCUUUUGUCUAUUGUGAGUAAUGCUGCUGUGAACAUUCAUGUACAAGUUGUUUUUUUUUUAAAUGAACUAAGUGAGCCUGUCUUUUUUUAAAAUACAUUUACUUAUUUUAUUUUAUUUAUUAUUUUUGGCUGCACUGGGUCUUCAUUGCUGUGCACGGGCUCUCUCUAGUUGUGGUGAGCGGGGACUACUCUUUGUUGCAGUGCACGGGCUUCUCAUUGCGGUGGCUUCUCUUUGUUGCGGAGCACAGGUUCUAGGUGCGCAGGCUUCAGUAGUUGUGGAAUGUGGGCUCAGUAGUUGUGGCUUGCGGGCUCGGUAGUUGUGGCUCGCGGGCUGUAGAGCACAGGCUCAGUAGUUGUGGCGCACGGGCUUAGUUGCUCCGUGGCAUGUGGGAUGUUCCCAGACCAGGGAUCAAACCCAUGUCCCCUGCAUUGGCAGGCGGAUUCUUAACCACUACGCCACCAGGGAAGUACCUGUACUUUUGGGUGGACAAAUUUUCAAUUCUCUGUGUAUAUAUCUAGGAGUGGAAUUGCUGGGUCAUAUGGUAACUCUAUGUUUAACCAUUUGAGCAACUGUCAGACUGUUUGCCAAAGUGGCUGCACCAUUUUACAUUCCCACCAACAGGGUAUGAAUGUUCCAGUUUCUCCACAUCUUCACCAACAGUUGUUAUUAUCUGUCUUUUUUAUUACAGCCAUCCUAGUAGGUGUAAAUUUGUUGUUUUGAUUUACAUUUCCCUGGCGGCAAAUGAUGUUGAGGAUCUUUUCAUGGGCUUAUUGGCCAUUUGUAUAUCGUCUUUGGAUAAAUAUCUAUUCCAAGUCCUUUGCCCAUUAUUAUUAUUUUUUUUUAAUUUGGCUGUGCUGGGUCUUAGUUGCGGCACGUAGGAUCUUUUAGUUGCAGCAUGCAAACUCUUAGCUGUGGCAUGUGGGAUCUAGUUCCCCGACCAGGGAUCAAACCCGGGCCCCCUGCAUUGGGAGCACCAAGUCUUAGCCACUGGACCACCAGGGAAGUCCCCCUUUGCCCAUUUUUUAAAUUGGAUUGAUUCUGUUGAGUGGUAGGACUUAUGUAUUCUAGAUACAAGUUCCUUAUGAUUUGCAAAAAUUCCCUCCUGUUGUGUCGGUUGUAUUUUUACUUUCUUGAUGGUGCCCUUUAAAGCACAAACAUUUUUAAUUUUGAUGAUGUCCAAUUUGUGUAUUUUUGUCUAUUUUUGCUUGUGCUUUGAGAGCCAUAUCUAAUAACCCAUUUCCUAAUACAAGGUCGUGAAAAUUUAUGCCUAUGUUUUCAUCCAAGGGUUUUAUAAACAUUUACAAAGUUUAUAAUUUAGUUAUAAAUGUAAAAGUUUAAAAUGCAUAAAAGUUUUUUUCAAAUAAACUAUGUUUUUAUAGCUAAAAGCUCUUACAUUUAGAUUUUUGAUCCAUUUUGAGUUAAUUUUUGUAUAUGGUUUGAGGUAAGGGUCCAACUUCAUUCUUCUGCAUGUGGAUAUCCAAUUGUCCCAACUCCAUUUAUUGAAAAGACUAUUUUUUCUCCACUGAAUUGUCUUGACUUCAUUGUUGAAAAUAAACUAACUGUAAAUAUAAGAGUUUAUUUCCAGACUCUCAAUUUUAUUCCCUGGGUAUAUAUCUUUCUUUAUGCCAGUAUCACAUUGUUUUGCUUGCUGUAGCUUGGUAGUAAAAUUUUAAAUCAGGACCUGUGAGUCUUCCAACUUGUUCUUCUAUUUCAAGAUUAGUUUUGUUUUUCUAGAUCCCUUGCAUUUCCAUAUGAAUUUUAGGAUCAGCUUGUCAACUUUUGCAAAAAAGAGAAAGAAAAGCAAGCUGUCUGGGAUUCUGAUAGGGAUUGCAUUGGCUCCGUAGAUCAAUUUGAGGAGUACUGUCAUCUUGACAAUAUUAAAUAUUCUGACCCAUGAACAUGGGGUGUUUUUAAAUUUAUUUAGAUUUUAAUUUCUUUCAACAGUGUUUUAUAGUGUUCAGUGUAUAAAUCUUACAUUUCUUUUGUUAAAUUUAUAUAGAAGUAUUUUAUUCCUUUUGUUCCUAUUGUAAAUGGAAUUGUUUUCUUUCGUUUUUGGAUUGUUCAUUGCUAGUGAUGAGAAAUACAAUAGAUUUUUGUACAUUGUUCUUGUUUUCUGAAACCUUGCUGAACCAGUUUACUAGCUCCAAUAUUUGUGUGUGUGUGUAUUCCUAAGGAUUUUCUAUAUACAGGAUCAUGUCAUCUGUAAAAUGAGAUUGUUUACUUCUUCUUUUCCAGUCUGGAUGCCAUUUGUUUCUUUUUAUUGCUUACAGGGUUAAAUAGAAGUGAUGGGAGAAGACAUCCUGAUCUGAGGGGGAAAACAUCCAGUCUUUCAUCAUUUAAGUAUGAUGUUAGCUGUGACUUUUUCACAGAUGCCCUUUGAUAAUUAGCAAGUUAAGGAAGUUCCCUCUUAUUCCUAGUUUCUUAAGCUUUUUUAAAACAUCAAAGUUGUUGGGCUUCCCUGGUGUCACAGUGGUUAAGAAUCCACCUGCCAACGCAGGGUACACAGGUUCGAGCUCUGGUCCGGGAAGAUACCACAUGCCGCAGAGCAACUAAGCCCGUAUGCCACAACUACUGAGGCUGCGUGCCACAACUACUGAAGCCUGAAGGCCUAGAGCCCAUGCUCCUCAACAAGGGAAGCCACCGCAAUAAGAAGCCCGUGCACCACAACGAAGAGUAGCCCCGGCUCACUGCAACCAGAGAAAAGCGUUCACACAGCAAUGAAGACCCA
Molecule: messenger RNA, 9146 nt
Organism: Globicephala melas (long-finned pilot whale)
Lineage: Eukaryota; Metazoa; Chordata; Mammalia; Artiodactyla; Delphinidae
Gene: ZNF668
Product: zinc finger protein 668
Biological process (GO): regulation of transcription by RNA polymerase II
Molecular function (GO): RNA polymerase II cis-regulatory region sequence-specific DNA binding; DNA-binding transcription factor activity, RNA polymerase II-specific
Source: RefSeq, a predicted model, not a curated record